AUGGCGGCGCCGCUUCCGAAGUGCCUCACGUUCUGGCAGCUCAUCCCGCUAGGAGUGGGGUCGACCAUAGGCGCGGGAGUGUACGUUCUCAUUGGCACAGUGGCACGGGAGAAGGCCGGACCGGCGCUGCCCGUCUCCUUCCUCAUAGCAGGCGUGGCGGCGGGCUUGGCUGCUCUCUGCUACGCUGAGCUCGCCAGUCGCUGCCCGUCCGCUGGGAGUGCCUAUCACUACGCGUACACGACUGUUGGGGAAGUGGUGGCAUGGCUCAUCGGCUGGGCGCUCAUUCUCGAGUACACCGUGGGUGGAGCAGCAGUGGCUCGAGGCAUUUCACCGAACCUGGCAACGGCGUUGGGAGGGGCGGACAGCUUGCCAUUCAUCCUUGCCCGCCUUCCUGUCCCAGGCACCACUGUAGUGUUGGAUCCGUGCGCUGCCCUCAUGGUGGCUGCGGUGACGGCACUGCUGUCUGCCGGCAUUAAAGAGAGCGCCAAUUUCCAGAUGGGUAUGACAAUAGCAAAUGUGAUAAUACUGCUGUUUGUGGCAGUGGCAGGGGCAUGGAUAGGGUUUACCUACGGAUGGCCGGGGUACAAGGAGUCUCCAAGCUAUCUACCAUUCGGAGUGUCGGGAUUGCUGGGGGGAGCUGCAAUGGCAUUUUUCUCGUACAUUGGGUUCGACACCGUAGCCAGCACAGCAGAAGAGGUGAAGCACCCUCAGCGCGACCUGCCUUUGGGGAUAGGCCUGUCCCUUACCUGCUGUGGCGCUCUCUACAUGGUGAUAGCAGCGGUGCUGGUGGGGCUGACUCCGUUUGACUGCAUUGACCCGGACACACCCAUGGCUCAGGCGUUUGACACCUACCAUUUGGAUUGGGCCAAGUACCUUGUGACAGGGGGUGCGCUCGCAGCUCUCUCCACCACUCUCCUCGGAUCCCUGCUGCCCCAGCCGCGCAUACUCAUGGUCAUGGCUCGCGACGGCCUCCUCCCAGCUUGGUUUGGCCGCAUCGACAAGGCCACGGGCGUACCUCAGAACGCGACAGCUGUCACCGGGCUAUUGGCCGCCGCCAUGGCGUUCGUGCUGGAUAUCGGGCAGCUGUCAGGCAUGCAUAGCUCGCAUGGGCUAUUGGCCGCCGCCAUGGCGUUUGUGCUGGAUAUCGGGCAGCUGUCAGGCAUGGUGGGUUGGAAGGGGGUGGUGGGAGAGGGGGCGGGAGGGGGGCUAAGUGGGACCAUGGUGAGGAGGGGGGCGUCAGUGUGGGCACUCUCCUCGCCUUCACAACUGUCAGCCUCUCACUCCUCAUCCUUCUUUGAUCUAAACUCUUUCUCCCAUCCUCCUCCACUCACUUUCGCCUCCAUUCCUCCUCUCUCCCUGUCUGCCUCCCCCAUGCCCACACCAGCCUAUACCUUCUCUCCCCCCACUCGACCCCAGUAUAUAACAUCCUCCCUUCCAACUGCCGCCGCAGGGGUGGGUUUUUUUGUCUCUUCCCCGCUCCCGGUCGGCCAAUCCAGUGUGUUCAGGCACAUGGGCUCGCCGGACAGCCUGGGUACAUCUCCGGCCGUUGAAAUCCGAUCCAACGGCCAGCUGCAGUCCGUGUUUUCCCUCACGCCCAACUCGUUUCAAGCACCACUGCUGGCUCGAUUGCUUGAAGAGAGGGCGGAAGAGGGGGAGGGGGAGGAGGGAGGGGAUGAGGAGGAGAGGGAGGACGGAAGAGGGGAGGAGGAGGAGGAGAGUGAGGAAGAGGGAGGGGAUGAGGAAGGGGAGGAGGUGGGAGGGGAAGAGCGAGAAGAGGAGAAGCAGCACCAUACAGCAAACCUUUCCACCGAAUACAAUGCCACAGUACCGAGGGGAAUGGGUGAUGAAGCUGCCGUUGACAUUGCCACUGGGGGCAACACUCUAGGAGUCAGGAAACAGGAUUCUGCUCACCCCACUGCUAUCACACCUACUACAGUCACUGCUACAGCCACACCUGCUGUGACAGGUCCUGCUACAGCCGCUACAGCUGCUACAGCCGCCACUGCACCCACAUCCCACAGACGCCUGGCCUCUCGAGCCAUCGUUGCUGUCUCGCUGGGAGCCCCACUCCUUGGGGUGGCCGCUGCUGCUGCUGCGGAUUCUGCUGACCUCCCCAGUACAGCAAAUUGGCUUCCUCUCCUACUAUUCUCUCUGGGUGGUGCACUGUUCCUCGGGGGGGCAGCAACGUUUGGAUGUAUCAAUGAGGACGAAGGAAGGCACCAGUUCGGAUCAGCAGGAGGGUUCCACUGUCCCUGGGUGCCAUGGCUUCCCCUUGCCAGCAUCCUUGUCAACGUCUAUCUCAUGGCCAAUUUAGGCAUCCUGGUCAACGUGUAUCUCAUGGCCAAUUUAGGUCGACCCAAAACUAGCCACAGUGCUGUCGGGCAAGCCCCCGCGCUGGGCCCUCUUACGUCUCUCGCCUUCCUCCCGCCCCUCGCUCUCCUUCCCCCCCACUCCCUACCAUCCAGUGCGACCACGUGGCUCUACUCCUCCUCGUGGCUCGCUAUAGGAGCACUCGUUUACCUCGCAUAUAGAAUCCGCCACAGUGCUCUGGGGCAGGCCCACACGCCGGGCCCUCUUUCAUCUCCCCUUCCUCUCAAUCACCUUCCCCUGUCGUUCCCCAACUCCCCUGUCUCUUCCCACCUCCCAGUGCCACCACGAGUGGGUGGUGCAGCAGACCGGCAGGCAGGCAGGGAGAGAGGCGCGAGCGGGAUCAAGGCAUGUGGCUGUGAGGUUGCACAAGAGGAUCGGUGUGAGGGGAGAGUAGUGGAGGAGGGGAGAGUAGUGGAGGAGGGUAGUGGAGGAGGGGAGAGUAGUGGAGGGGAACUCGUGCAAGGGGAGGGAAGGGAAGCAGCGGAGUGGUGA
Molecule: messenger RNA, 2862 nt
Organism: Closterium sp. NIES-65
Lineage: Eukaryota; Viridiplantae; Streptophyta; Zygnematophyceae; Desmidiales; Closteriaceae
Source: the annotation of a GenBank genome assembly